Molecule: messenger RNA, 727 nt
Organism: Sitodiplosis mosellana (orange wheat blossom midge)
Lineage: Eukaryota; Metazoa; Arthropoda; Insecta; Diptera; Cecidomyiidae
Product: anaphase-promoting complex subunit 15
Exons: 3
Coding region: 97-453 (118 amino acids)
Biological process (GO): regulation of mitotic cell cycle spindle assembly checkpoint
Cellular component (GO): anaphase-promoting complex
Source: RefSeq, a predicted model, not a curated record
UAAAUGUUUUUUUUUUCGUCUGACAAUUGUUGCGAGACAAAGCAGACUUUGUGCAUCAACUGAAAAUAAAAAAGAACGCAAAUAUAGUUGAGAACAAUGUCGAUGAUUCCAUUUUUUCCAUCACUCAGACCAACGGUUGGAAGUAGCAUUUGCAUAGAUGCCGACACACCAUGUGAUGAAGAAUCGGAAUUACGCGAAAUCGAAAAGGAGCAUGUUGCAUGGCUGAAAUCCAUUCAACAGACUGCACAUGAUCUGUCACCCUUUGGAAAAGCACCACCAAGUGGACCUGAUCCAGAUACAGAUGAUGAAGCUGGAAAUGACGACAGUGAAGAUUCGGACAGUCGAGACGAGGAAGAAGAAGAGGAUGAAAUGGAUGCCAUCGAUGCGAAUCAAACGCCAAACACAAAUAGUGCUGCCACAAUAGAUACAUCGUCACCGGAUAUUUUCAAUUAGAUAACGCUUUAAAAAAAACGCCAUAAGAAGCCUGUGUUGAAAUGGAAAUGCAUUUGUUUAUUUUGUUGUUGUUUGUCAACUUCCGAAGUGGUCGUCCGUACAAAAAAGAAAACCCGUAUACAAGAAGAUAGCCAGAACGGCGACUUUGACUCAUAGAAUGUAAGUUUGAUACCAUGCCAGAAUCGUGGCUUUUUAUUAAUAUUGUGUCAUUAAAAACUGAAUGAAAAAAAAUGGAAAUAAAGGAAAAUGAUAAAAAGUUAUAACAUUGAAUAAA